CCUUUCAGGUUUAGGACCUGCUGGCAGGAUCCUGACGUCGCGGCUCGCAACACAAUUUUCCUAUCGUUUAGCUUGUAUUUGGCGCUCUCUAUAUUCCGGGUUUCUCGUAUAAGAGAAAACAUGGCGUUUUCGUGUGUCUCGACACGGGAUGGUCUCCAGCUUCAUCCAUUUCCCUGCAGUCACCAGUUCAUCCUUCCCGCCUUCUCGCCUGGGUUCCGGGGUUCCGCUCGGGGCUGCUCCCGACCGGCUGUGACGGUCAGCCAUGUCAUCUGAGCCUCCCCCUCCGGUGCCUGCACAGCCCCCCACUCAUCAGCCUUCAGGGGCGCUGCUGGACGCCCCCCGGGACCGAGAACGCUCCCCAUCCCCACUGCGGGGCGACGUGGUCCCAAGCCCCCUGCCCACCCGCCGGACGAGGACAUUCUCCGCGACGGUGCGGGCUUCCCAGGGCCCUGUCUACAAAGGAGUCUGUAAGUGCUUCUGCCGGUCCAAGGGCCACGGCUUCAUCACCCCGGCGGACGGUGGCCCUGACAUCUUCCUGCACAUCUCUGACGUGGAAGGGGAGUAUGUCCCGGUGGAAGGCGACGAGGUCACCUAUAAGAUGUGCUCCAUCCCACCCAAGAACGAGAAGCUGCAGGCUGUGGAAGUGGUCAUAACCCACCUGGCACCAGGCACCAAGCACGAGACCUGGUCCGGGCAUGUCGUCAGCUCCUAGGAGGCCCAGGAGCAUCCCUCCUCCUGGGCUUGGGGGAGACUGUUAGGAGGAGGCGGGGCUGCGAUGGAGAUGACAUUUUCCUGCAGGAGAUGGGGCUUCAAGGGUGGGACGUGGGCCCUUUCAAGUAUCCCCUAGGGGAAGGGGGACCGGAGGGCAGGCAUGUGGUGCUCUCCAUGGGCCACCAGCACAGCCUCCUCCAUCAUCAGUGUUUGCCAUCUGAAAAGCAUUAAACGCAUUUGAAAAGGAGAGGUGCCCCUAGUGGCUGAGUGGAGAGGGUCCAGCUCCAGCCCAAGGGGUGGGUUGGAGGUGGUUUUCUCCUCAACUUCCUGGAGUCCCUCUUCUCCCUCCCUCUGAGUUGGAGGCUAAACAUUCCCAGAUCUGUGUGGCUUACACGGUCUCACUUCCACAGAGUGACUUCCAUCCAGUGCCCCCCAUCUGCUGGGGCCAGGGCAGAGCAGUUUGCUAAUUCUCUGCUUGGUUGGUUGCAGGGGAUCUGGCUUUGGGGCCACACGGGGGACUUUUGAAUUGACAGACUUGACUCUUCGGUGCCUUGAUGUGGGGCAUCACCACCACCUGUCUAGGAAGACUGUGCCUCUAGGGCCCUUGAAGAGCUUUCAGUGAUACAAACAGCUUGCUGCUGCACACGUGCCUGCCAUAGGUUCGCCACCGCUGCUGUAGGAUCUCCUGCCGGCGCUGUGCAGUGCACUGGGCUUUUUCACAUCUUUCUGGUGAGUGGUUCCCUGCUCAGCAGCCAUUGAGAGCAGCUCUUUGGGGUGGCCAUGGGGGUGGAUUAGAAGAGGCUGUGGGAGAAGGGCUUGUGACGGGCAACUGUGUUUCAGAACAGAACUUUCUUGAUCCAGAAAAGAGCAGGUAGCUUGUGUUCUGAUACCCAAAUACAGUGAAAAGUUGGAGAAAUAUGCUUUUCAGUGGUGGUGGUCUUAAAUGUUUAGAGAUUUUUUUUUUUUUUUUUUUUUUUAAGAUAACAGCGCUCUGUCCUCCAGAGCUGAUAGGUCCUUAAGAUUUCUUUUGUAGUGGUUUGUUUUGACUCUAGGUGUGAUUAGAAAAUAGUGGUUGGGUAAUAAGUUUUGAAAUUUUUGGCCUAGUUAAAGAUUUGCUUGUCCAUGCACAGGGGGGUGGGGCGAGACUUUAAUGGUGGCUUGGGGGGCGCUGUGAGGAUGGGAGGGCCAUGUUGAUGCCGGAAGCACUGACAGCCUCGUCAAGUGUCUUGGGGUGUGUUUGGCCUACCUGAUAAGGCUCUGUCUGAAAGGGGAUGGAAGGCUAGAACCUUUCUGCCUUUCUGGUGGAAUGUUUUUAAGUAUGUUGGGUGUGUGCAUAAGUUGCUCAGUUUUUGUUGCCUGUGGUGCCCCUUGAAGGAUACCCUCCCCUUCUGCUGUGCCCUCUGCAGGGUCCAAGGUAUCCUUUUUCUGCUGAGUAAGAAGUGGCCUUGGGUGGCUCCCUGGUGGCAUUUCCUUUGAGGCCUGUCUGGAGUACAGACCACACUUCCAAGCCAUUUCUGCUGAGAGGGCUGAGGGCUCCCUAAGGUUGAGAAUCUUCUGUCCCCUUUCCCUCCCCCAAGCGUCUCUAUGGCUUUGUUUUUGCCUUGGUCACUGUGGCCUGCGGUGGCUCCUUCACUGGUGCCCCAGCAGGCUGUGCCCCACGGUGAGCUUGGAGCUGUAUUCUGCUGUCAAAUGACCUUUGGUUUCUCUCAUUUGGCAGAAUCCUUUGUCAACAGCUUUCUGGGUGACCACACUUUUUCAGUCCAGGAGUAUUCCAGAAGUGUAGGAUAUGGGAGCUGAAGGAGAUGCUCUCUGCUGUCACUCAGAUUCCAUUUACUGAUCGGGAGGGACACAGGAUGCUGGGGGAUGGAUCUGGGAGCAGACCGCAGGGUUCCCAGAUUCAGAUCUUGCUUCCCAUUAGCCACCCUGCAAUAAAGUUUGUUUUGUGUAAGGCUGUGUUUGUCACCAUGGGGCUGGCUUGCCAAGAGCUUAGCUUGUGGGUCAGUAGGUCAGGCCCCCCACCCCAAUGAGGUAACACCUUCUGCUUUGCAGUUCCGUUUUAAGGAGCCGGGGAUUCGCAUUUAUUUAACCAUCAUUCUCCAGCUUAGGAAAGCUGAGUAGCAGGUGGCCCUGCAUGGUAAACGGCUUCAGCUCUUGGGCUGUGGAUAAACGCUCCGUGGUGGUGUUCAGGAUGUUGUAUGGACGAGCGGUUUUCCACUGUCAGCCUGUGGUGAAGAGCAGGAUUUCCAGGUGCAGACCAGCCCCAGUCCCGGGGCAUUCACACCUCAGAUGUCUUGAGAGGUGAGGUUCUCCAUCCAGCAGGUGGGCCGGGAGUGGAGACUACCGCUGUCCCCACCCUCGGGGCCCUCGGGUCACAGCGGGAGUGUCUCCUCGUGUGCUGUGGGGCUGGGGACUAAGGACAGCCAGAGCCAGGUGGGGACACGUGGCAGCCCAAGGCACGGGGACUGGAGUGUGGAGUGCUGAUGGCAGCCACCACUUUGGGAGGGACUUGUGCCUGGCAGGAAAGGUUUUGCCCUAGCCAGUGUUACAAGGGAGAGGGAUAGAGAUGGGCAUUUUUAUUAUUCUGUACGAUCUUCAGUGUACUGGGAAAACAUCAUAGCCAGCCCGCCAAACCUGUGUAGGGAGAGGCCAGCGUUGGCCCUUAGCUCGAAAAGCUAAGAUGAGCUGACUUACACCCAAUGAGUAUUACAUACAGGGGAAGAGGGAGGUCUGGGAAAACUCGGUGGGCGUGGAAGACAUGUUUGGUAAGCCAGCCUGGGGUGAAGCUGUAUGUGAUACUUCUUUUGGGGUGCUAUGAGGAUGGGAGGCUGGUGCCUUUCCU
This is a messenger RNA of Fukomys damarensis (Damara mole-rat), 3550 nucleotides long. RefSeq names its product calcium regulated heat stable protein 1 (gene Carhsp1). Bases 263 to 712 code for a protein of 149 amino acids. Gene Ontology annotation, molecular function: mRNA 3'-UTR binding. Gene Ontology annotation, cellular component: cytoplasm. The record is from RefSeq and is a predicted model, not a curated record. Lineage: Eukaryota; Metazoa; Chordata; Mammalia; Rodentia; Bathyergidae. The transcript is spliced from 4 exons. Gene Ontology annotation, biological process: regulation of mRNA stability.